This is a messenger RNA of Cloeon dipterum, 1287 nucleotides long. RefSeq names its product histone-lysine N-methyltransferase PRDM16-like. The coding region runs from base 1 to 1287 and encodes 428 amino acids. The transcript has 9 exons. Gene Ontology annotation, molecular function: DNA-binding transcription factor activity, RNA polymerase II-specific; RNA polymerase II cis-regulatory region sequence-specific DNA binding. The record is from RefSeq and is a predicted model, not a curated record. Lineage: Eukaryota; Metazoa; Arthropoda; Insecta; Ephemeroptera; Baetidae. Gene Ontology annotation, biological process: regulation of DNA-templated transcription.
AUGUCGGACGAGGAUUUGAGUUUCCACUUAAGUGUGAAAAAUUGCCUUCGCUGCAAAAACAAAUUCCAAUGUUCUGGACUCUAUCAGUCACAUUUGAAAUCAUGCAAGAAAACUCAGUUCAGGUGUGACAAGUGCCAGAAAACAUUCAUCAAAAGAUCCAAGUUGAAUUACCACACGAAAAGAAAACACAUUACGCUUGGGAUUCAGCACAAAUACAAAUACCGGCUGGUCGUUUUGUACGCGCGCGGCAUCGUCAGCGAGACCGUGGCCGCAACAACAUCGACGGCGGCAAGUUCAGGUGGUCUGUCAGAAAUGUCGUUCCAAAAGGCACUGUGCUUGAUCUGCGAGCGUCCGGUGGCGGACGGCGCUGUCCUCGCUGUCCACGUGGACAAGGAAAAACUAGGGGAUUGGUUUCUCAACAUCUGUGGACACGAGUUGUAUGAGGAAAUCGAGGACGAGGACAAAAUUUGCUACUUUUGCCUCUGCCACGCCGAAUUUCAAUGGAAAUUCGACGAGAUGGUGGACGAGUCUUUGGUUUGGUGGCUCAGGAAUUCAGAAUAUUUGGACGAUGCGGCAAAGGAGCUGCGGAGGAACUAUUUCGGACAUAUGAAGAAAAUGCACAAGAAAGCCAUUAGAUGUGAAAAGCACAAAUGCGCUACUUAUUUCCAAACUCUUGAAGAAAAAGAAGAGCACACAAAGACUGUUCACGAACGCUCAAGACAGCGAGAAAAAGUCGAGUGCAGCUUUUGUGGAAAGAAAUUCGAGGGACCGAAAAACCUCAAAAAGCAUAUUCGCACAGUUCACAAAGAUUUUCCAGUAAAAUGCUCUCGGAUUGGAUGCCUUUCCUACUUCAAAACACAAAUUGAAAUGGAAACACACUUUGAAUCUGCGCACAAACGCGAACACAUGGCAAAGAGAUUUCAAUGCAAUGACUGUGGCCACAGAGCAAGGUUUAAAUCUGAUUUGAAAGAGCACAUCAUUAGAAAACACAUACCAACCUCAAGUUCAGGUGGUCCUACUGAAAUGUCGUUACAAAAGGCACUGUGCUUGAUCUGCGAGCGUCCGGUGGCGGACGGCGCUGUCCUCGUUGUCCACGUUGACAAGGAGAAACUGCAGACUUGGUUUCUCAACGUCUGCGGACACGAGAAAAAGAAGAGCACACAAAGACUGUUCAUGAAAUCUCAAGACAACGUGACAAAGUCGAGUGCAGCUUUUGUGGAAAGGAAUUCGAGGGGUCAAAAUGCUACAAAAGUCAUGUUCGCCAAGUUCACAAAGAGUUUCCUGUAA